Molecule: messenger RNA, 3752 nt
Organism: Schistosoma curassoni
Lineage: Eukaryota; Metazoa; Platyhelminthes; Trematoda; Strigeidida; Schistosomatidae
Source: the annotation of a GenBank genome assembly
UUUGAUAUAUAUUAGUCUGAAGUAGCCACGCGUCAAGUUGCUUGUAAAGCUUUGAUUCGGUUUGGUUAAUCCUCUGAAGAAAAGUCUGAGCUAAUUUUUUUCGAAUGGUGGCAACAUGAGCUCCUCUGAAUUUAGGGAUGAAAACUUACAAUACACAUACCACACUAAUUCAGAAACUUCAAUACCUAAAGCCUCAGGAGGAAGCAAUACUCGGGAUUCUUCUUUUGAUGCUCCAGGUGUUGCAGAUGUUACGUUGGGCAAAGAGUUAGUUAGAAGACCUAUUCUAUAUAAAAGAUCUGAAACAAAUAUUCCUAACAUAUGUGUUGACUCAUCGUCACAGAAUUUCAAGCAUCAUUUGAAAAAAUUACAUAUUGCUGUUAAUAAGAUUUUGGAAAAUGACCGCCUUACUAAAUAUAGAAACCAGUCGAAAAAGAAUUUCAGAGGAAAUCAGGAAGCUUGUGAGAAAAUGUUGGAUGCCGUUAGAGAGCUUGGGUCCUUUAUUGUUCAGCGUCAAAACACCUCUCCAAUUGGUCAUCACAUUAGACCUACUAAGGAUAUACAGUCCCGCUUUCCUACGAGAGUGCGAUCGAAAAGUACUACCCAUGAUGACUCAAUUAGCCAUAAACGUAAUUUAACAGUGAGGAUGGGGCAUAGUCUCAAAUCAGUCAGACGUCCUACAUCACUGACUAAAAGGUCAAAAUCUCCAAUCAAGCGUUCAGUUUCUCCUUAUCCGGUGAUUGAUACUGAAAACUCUUGCUGUUCUAAGCAUUCGGGACAUUUUAAGGGUGUAAACAUAUCUUCUCAGCGUGAAACAAAAUAUAGAUUUCCAGUCAAAAAUGAUACCUUUAUAGCUUCAAAACAGGAAACUGAAAAUGUCCAGGCUUCAGAAGAUUUUACAAAUCCAGAGAUUGCUUGUUUAGAAGCUGAAUUAUCACAUCGUGAUACAUUGAUCAAAUAUUUAUCAGACCAAUUAUUUAAAUUAUAUCAAGAUAAUGAUAGAAUAUUUGCUGAAUAUGAAUUACAAGAAGCUAAUUUAACUAAAUAUUUACAUUCAUUAAGAUCACGUUUAACUGAAACAAAUACUAAUUUAAAUCAACAACAUACUACUCAUAAUACUACUAAUAAUACUAAUUCUAUUCAUACUGAUUACAUAACACAUAUUACUCAAUCUAUAUCUCAAGAUAUUCAUAUUAAUAUCACAGAUUCUAUUUUACAUCAUUUUGCUAAAGAAAUCAAUGAUAAAAUCAUAAAUCCCGGUAUAAAUAAUAAUAAUAAUAAUAAUAAUGAUAAUGAUGUCAUAGUUACUAUGAAUCCAAUUCAAAGAAUAGAACAAUCAUUCAUAUCUGAAUUAAAAGAUCUUCAUUUAGCUACACAGAAUUUAUUAAAUUAUUGGGAAAUAAAAAAUCAUCAAAUGAAUUAUCCUAUUGUAUGUCAACAAUUUUUUAAUGCAUUACUUAAUUUUUAUAUUAUUUCAAUGAAUUCUUAUCAAUUAAAUAAUCAAUUUAUUGAUCCAAAUAUUAAAGAUUUACAAAUGAAAGCAAAUCAUGCUGAACAACAAAUUAUUGAUUUAUCAAAUGAAAUUAAACAAUAUCAAUAUCAAUUAAAUCAAUUAAAUGAAAAAUUACAAAAAAAUCAAUUAGAAGAAACAAAUCAUCAUUUAUUGAUUAGUGAUUAUUUUUUAUCAUCAACAAAUUCUUCAUCUAAUAAUAAUAAUAAUAAUAUAAUUACUUAUUUAUCUGAUACAGAUCAAACUCAAUGUAUAUUAUCAUCACCAUCAUCAUCAUCAUCAUUAUUAUUAGAUCCAGGAUCAAGUUCCCAAACUUAUGAAUCUAUACCAAAAAUAAAAUCAAUAGACGAUCAAACUAUAUUCCCAUCAAAAUCGAUAAUAAUGCCAAUCGAUAUUUCAACAACCACCACCACCACAACAACAACAACAACAAUACCAGUUUAUAAUUCGAUUAAUAAUUUACUUCAACGUUUAUGGGGAAUGUUAUCGAAAGAAUCAAAGUUAACUAGUACAGAUUUACAUCAAUCUAAAUUAUGGAUUAGUAAUAAAGAGGAUUAUGAUACAUUAUAUGAAGCAUAUAAUAUUAUUGAACAAUUUCAAUGGUAUAUACAAAAUAAUAAACUUUCAUCAUUUAAAUCAUCUAGUUUAGUUGAGUCACAAUCUUCACUGUCAACAACAACAACAACAACAGCAACAUAUUUUGCACCAGAACUAGUUGCUAAUGAAAUCAAUAGAACAACCGCAACUGAUAAGUCUAUACCUGUUGAAGUUUCAUCAAUAACUAGCCUUACAGAUCAGUCGACAAUUACUGCUUUAAAUUCUAAUCAACAUAAAAUAAAAGAUAUUGAAGAGGUAAAUUUGGAAUCAUUCAAAAUGGAAGAGUUAUCUUCUUGUACAAAGUAUGCAACAAAAUCAAUUUACUUAACAGAUAUGUGUACAUCUACAAGUGAUCUGUUAACAUUGUUUAUUAAUCAAGAUCAAAAUCAUCAGUUGAAUAUGCAACAGGUUAAGCAAAUGAAUGAUCAGUUCAGACAUCCAUCUCAACUACAUCAAAGGAGGCACCAAAUACAUAUACUCCACACAAAUCUCAUUUGGUUUGUGCGAGGGCUACAAUGCUGCCCGGGUGUCCAAACUGAAACAGGUGGUUUUCCUAGGGAGGCACACCCGGAGCCUUCGGCCUAAAUGUCUGAUCCACAAGGCAAUAGAACAUCGUAAUGAGAUUCAGUCCUAUGGUAGCCGGUGACCAACAAUUUGUUCAUACUCCAUUUGUUCCCUCAUGAUACUGGAGCCCAUGUACACCACUGGUUUGGAAUCAGGAUUUUCCAACUCCCCUAGGUGCAUCCUCCAUAUCCGUCAACCCGGUUAAAGCUCCGGAUAUUCGCUUUUCGUUUUCUCAAUUUCGUAAACAACACUCCUGCCACAGAAAUUCAGUGAGUAGGACUUCCCUGUCAAUGGUUGUAUGCACGUGUCCAUGUGAGAGUAUUUAGAGAGCGAGAGCUGGCUCUCCCCACUCUCGGCCGUACCAGGGCAUUUGGGGGAAACUACAUCAAAGAAAGUAUAUCAAAUAUGUAACUAUAAAAAUAAUUCAUCAACUUACCCAAUUAUUGAUUGAUUCGAAAUGAUCAUAGUAACUAAAUGUAUGAAAUUGUUCCUUGUUAUAAAAUGAAUGACUUUCUUAAGUAUAUAUACAACUAGUUAUGGAUACUCUUGUCAUAAAUAGUAAUCAUAACAUUGUUUGUUUGUUUUUUCUCCUUCACUUUUAUCAGAUAAUAUCAACAGAUGAUCUUAUUCAAACAUCAUCAUUGGAUAAAGAAGCUUUACGUGAGUUACAAAGGAAGUUUAAUUACUUAAAAGAUUCUUAUAAUCAUUUAGUUAGUCAAUAUCAAACUUUUAAUCAAAUAUUAUGUAAACAAUUAAGAAAUGUUAAUUCCACAUUUGAUGAAUAUAAAUCCAAUAUAUCUGGUUACCUUUCUCAUAAGUUGAAAAAUGUCUGUGAUUCAUCUAUACAAACUGAUUCUUUUAAUCAUUUGCCUAGAUUAUUGACUGAUCCAUCAUAUAGACAAAUAUCAUUAGAUUAUAGAAAUUUAUAUGAAAUUGAAUAUUGUCAUAGUUUAUGGCCAACAAAUGAAGUGAUAUCAAAUGAAACCAUAAUUUCUAAUCAAUCUAUGUUAAAUACUGAAUUAUCAACAGAUAGCUGUUCAUUUGAAUUACUUCAGUUAAAACAAGAUUAUGAAAUGUUACAAUC